AUGAAUACCCAAUUGUUAUUAGUGUUCAUUUUUUUCACACUUUCUGCUGUCUCUUGCCUAAAAGUGAUUCUUCAAUUAAGCGCCAAAACGGACUUGCUUAGAUUCUCGGAGAAGAUCCUUAUUUCAGAGUAUGAAUGCAUCGAGAUUGGAAAUUUCAAAGCAAUAAUGGGAGAAUUCGAUACAAAUUUUGUGAAGUCCCUGUUUUUUGACGAAUCUGUGGAAGCUAUUAGUAUUGAUCGACAGGUACAAAUUGCUAACCUACACCACCAACAGUCUGCUCCAAAACACUUGGUAAGGCUCUCACAAGCCGGACCGAUUGUCAAGCAGCAGCAUCUUGAUUUCAUAUAUAACGGUACCGGGAAGGAUACUCGGGUUUUUAUUCUUGAUACUGGUAUAUUGUCCAACCACUCUGAUUUUACUGGAAGGGUUCAAACAUUUGACCCAAAAAAUACUACACAUUGUGAUGUCAAUGGCCAUGGCACCGCUGUAGCAUCGUUGGUUGGUUCCGAGCUUUUUGGUGUUUCAAAAGAGGUUACGCUAAUAGAUUAUCCUGUACUUCAUGACAAUGGUAUUGGAGUCAUCAGUAAUGUUUUGAGUGCUUUGGACAAAAUUGUCAAGGCAGGCGUCCCUGGAGUUAUCUUAAUGCCAUUUAUAGGAAAGAAAAGUGUGCUUUUUGAAAAUGCCCUACGAGAGGUUGUGACAGCGGGCUUUCCAAUAGUGGUACCGGCAGGUAAUUUUGCAAGAGACGCGUGCAAAUAUUCUCCUUCUGGUGCAGAGCACGUCAUCACCGUGGGGUCAAUCAAUUCGUACACAGAUACGAUUGCCAAAUUCAGUAACUAUGGCCCGUGCGUUGACCUUUUCUGCGACGGGGUAGACAUUGUAAGUUUGGCACCAUUCAACGAAAUGAUCACGGUGAAUUCGGGUACAUCAAUGUCUGCAGCUUUAGUGACAGGAGUUGUCGCCACCUUGAUGGGACGCAGCAGUAUGGAUAUUUUAGCCAGCUUGAAGAGUAUGGCUAUUCGUGGAGGAAUCAGGCCAAUGGACUUUUUAGUACAGUCUGCUACUGACAAUCUUAUUGCUUCCAAUAUAAAAUUUAAUGAGACUGAAUAG
Brettanomyces nanus is the source of this 1110-nucleotide messenger RNA. RefSeq lists its product as uncharacterized. Gene Ontology annotation, biological process: proteolysis. Lineage: Eukaryota; Fungi; Ascomycota; Pichiomycetes; Pichiales; Pichiaceae. The transcript has a single exon. Gene Ontology annotation, molecular function: serine-type endopeptidase activity. The record is from RefSeq and is a predicted model, not a curated record. Bases 1 to 1110 code for a protein of 369 amino acids.